Setaria italica (foxtail millet) is the source of this 2427-nucleotide messenger RNA. RefSeq names its product F-box/kelch-repeat protein At1g55270. The transcript is spliced from 2 exons. Gene Ontology annotation, molecular function: protein binding. The record is from RefSeq and is a predicted model, not a curated record. NCBI's taxonomy places the organism in Eukaryota, Viridiplantae, Streptophyta, Magnoliopsida, Poales, Poaceae. Bases 288 to 1604 code for a protein of 438 amino acids.
UAGCAGCUGGCACGAGCUGUGACGCUGCCGGUGGGCCCCCGCGUGGAUCGGCUGGGGGCGAGCACUCCAGCCGCCGCCGUCCCGGUGAUGCCAGUCUCCCCCGCACCGACGCCGGCCCACCAGGUGUUUCAUCGUGUUGCCCCGCACCGAGAUUACCACCACCUCCAUCCACUCCGACCUCUCAGUCAAAGCUACUGUUCGUUUGGAGUGAGUGAAGCCUUGUGGACUUCUUCGCUUCCCGAAGCCAAGAUCGAGCGUCUUCCUCAUUCGCUCGCCUCGAUCCGGCAAUGCGCGCGGCGGCCGGAGGCGCCACGCCGCGACGUGCGGGUGGCAUCCGUGUCCGCGCCCCACUGGUAGAGUCUGUCUCCUGCUAUUGCAGGGUAGAUGGAGGUCUUAAAACCGUUGUAAGUGCUAGGAAGUUUGUCCCUGGUGCAAAGCUGUGCAUGCAACCUGACAUCAUACCAAACAAGCGCAAGUCAAGGAGCUCGCGCAAGGAGAGGUCCCAAACUCAAUCACCACUGCUACCUGGGCUUCCUGAUGAACUGGCUAUUUCCUGUCUUAUGCGGGUUGCUCGGGUCGGGCACCCAAAUAUGCGGUUAGUCUGUAAACGAUGGAACCGACUUUUAUCUGCGAAUUACUAUUACUCCUUGCGUAAGAAAUUUGGUAUGGCAGAAGAAUGGGUCUACGUGUUCAAAAGGGAUCGUGAUCAGAAGCUAUCUUGGUAUGCCUUUGAUCCAGUAAACCAGCUCUGGAAGUCAUUGCCUCCAGUUCCACCAGAGUAUUCAGAAGUUGUUGGUUUUGGUUGUGCUGUUCUCAAUGGAUGCUACCUGUACUUAUUUGGCGGCAAAGACCCAGUACAUGGGUCUAUGAGGCGGGUUGUAUUUUACAAUGCUCGGAUAAACAAAUGGCUUCGAGCUCCAGAUAUGCUGCAAAAGCGGCACUGCUUUGGUUCUUGUGUCAUAAACAACUGUCUUUAUGUUGCUGGUGGGGAGUGUGAAGGGAUACAAAGAACUCUGAGGUCUGCUGAGGUAUAUGAUCCAAACAGGAAUAGAUGGUCUUGCAUUGCUGAAAUGAGCACAGGAAUGGUGCCCUCCAUUGGAGUAGUACAUGAUGGCAAGUGGUUCCUAAAAGGUCUCAAUUCUCAUCGCCAGGUCGUGAGUGAGGUCUAUCUACCAGCAUCUAAAAUGUGGUCAGCCACCGGUAAUGAAAUGGUCGCUGGUUGGCGGAAUCCAAGCAUUUCAUUCAACGGGCGGCUUUAUUCUUCUGAUUGCCGUGAUGGCUGUAAGCUUAGAGUUUAUAAUAGAGAGGCAGGAUCAUGGACAAGAUUCAUUGACACCAGACACCAUCUGGGAAGCUCACGAGCUCUUGAAGCUGCAGCCUUUGUCUCCCUUAAUGGAAAGCUGUGCAUUAUCCGUAACAAUAUGAGCAUCACUCUUAUUGAUUUAUCAGACCCAACAACAGUUAUUGAGGUUGACAGUGCACGCAUGUGGGAUGCGUUUGCUCGAAAGGGGCAGCACAGGUCUUUCAUGGCAAACCUGUGGUCAACCAUCACAGGCCGUAACCUGAAGACAGAUAUUAUGCAUUGUCAAGUGCUCCAGGUUUGAGGUUGGCCAUAUGUGAAGUGGAAACAUACUCACAUUUAGAUACAAUCCUCAGGCUCAGAGGCCCUGUUAGAAGCUGAAAUGGGUAUGAAUUUUAGCAAAGAGACCAGCCUUUGCCUCAGUAAACAUCCACUGAUUUUGUCUUUGGAACUUUCUAAUUUUGGCAUGGUUGCAUCCUAUUUAUCAGAUAAGCUUCCAAGAUAUUGGUACUGGGGACCGGAGGAAGAAUCUGCCAUGGCUUAUGAGGCUUCCAGUGUUGAAUGGCAGCUUGGGCUCCAAAAAUCAGAAGUCGCAGGAAGCACUGACAAAGGACGGUCUAAGCUUAGAGCAGGAGCAAAGCUGAGGUUGGGCACUAUGACUAAAGUCCCCCAUGGAUUGGUACAGAUAGCAAUUAGUUCAGUUUUGUAGAACCGAAUGCAAAUCUCCAAACGCUUCCAUGGAGUAGGUGGUUGUUUCAGCAGUACUCCAUGAUAUUGCUGAGCUGGUGCUUCAGGAAUUUGCAUGGCUGAUACUGUUGAUGUAGGCAGCAAAGGUUGCUGCCAUGAUGUUGAACAUUUUCAGAAAAGGAAGAAUGACGAGCCUCGUCACUGUACAGAUCUUCCUUUUGCUUAUCAGGCAUGGGAAGUGGAAACGAAUACCUGCCUGGUGUUGUUUGCUGAGAAGUUGUUGAAACUGAUCAGUGCUAUUUCCGAAAGAAAUUUCUGCAAGCAUUCUCUCCUUUUGAAUUAUGAAUAAUGCAAUCUUGUAAGGACUCCCUAAAGGUUGCCCUUUGAACUAUGAGCAAAUCAGCUCAAUGGCAUUGAAUAACAUAUAUACCUGCUUGAUA